Molecule: messenger RNA, 762 nt
Organism: Bradysia coprophila
Lineage: Eukaryota; Metazoa; Arthropoda; Insecta; Diptera; Sciaridae
Source: RefSeq, a predicted model, not a curated record
GUAUCAAAACAGUAUACAGCUUAUAAGCAGAUGAUAAGACGUUUUUCAGAAAGUAAUAUUGUUUGUGGUGCAUACAAAAACAUAAACGCUUCGGGUAACUGGUUACUCUCACUGAAUUGUGUGAAAAUACAUGUUUUUUGUCUGAGUCAAGACAAAUUCUCAGCGUUGAAUAAUGACCGAGUCCCACGAUAUUUACGUGCAAAUUUUGCCAAUCAUUAAAUCGCAGUCUUCGAAUAAAAUCGUUUUGUGUAAAUGGAUCCAAGGAGACUACAAGGACCGAUACACCGGAUUGAUUAGACCUGUCGCUUCUCAGGCGUCUCCGAACGAUUCAAAUUUCCGUGAGAAACUUGAAGCAGUCGCAACAUCUCUCCUACCCCAACAUCUGACACCGCAUAAACAGGGCAUUGAGCUAACGGCAAUUUUACGUUUCACCGAUCCACCAGCAUACACUGAGUAUGUUUACAUCGUUUACUUGAAUGAGGAUGCAGUAGCAAUAACAGAUGUUUUGUUUGAUGACAAUCCGUGUGAAUGGUUUCGUUGGGAGGAUAUUCCGUUCGAGCAGAUGCCAGAAGAUGAUGGUUUAUGGUAUCCAAAGGUACUGCAGGAGGGGCUCAAAGUAACUGGUUCGUUUACGUUUGGUUCAUGGAGUGAGAAAACACUGAAAGCACAUCAUAUUGAUGCCGUGACGCAAUUGUAACGCAUUUUUAUUUUGAGAAAUAAAAGUUUAUUCGUUUGUUCGCUUAAGGAAGACAGGGACAGUCA